UCUUGCAAUAGAAUUUUCUGUAUAAUUUGAAAGGUUAAUAACUUCAAAAGAACAUUCUCUUAGGUGGGACAGUCAUCAUCAUAUUUCCAGCUGCUGUGUAUAUACCUUCUCUUAGAAGUGAAAAAGGAGAAAGCCAUUCUGCUGUGUGGAAGUGCUUUGUGUAUUUUAUAACAUCCAAAUAAAAUGUUCAGUGGUUGGAGGAGGAUCUGCUCUAUUUAGGGCAAAUAGGUUCUCUGUUAGCCCCGAAGAAGCCUGAGGAUGUGAUUUUCAAGGGUCUUUGUGCUGUGGAAGAAAAUGGAAUCAUUAUUUUGAACUCUUGCUGCUCACGUCAGUGACUCCCACCUGCAACUGAUCCGCUGAUUAUAAGUAGCCAUGAAUCGCCUUGCAGAUUGCAGGCAAUGUAACCAACCAGGGCCAGGCAAAACCGAACUCCUGGUAAGCUUUAUUAGCUCUUUCUGUUGAGUUUCAUUUCCAUUUUACACCUUGGGGUGGGAGACAAUCUCUACUAGCACUGGUGUGAUGUGUCUGUCUCCGACCUGUGUGGAAGGUGUACAUUUUUUUUUUCCUUCUCUUCGAGUCUGCUGUCUUACCACUUAAAGUAAAUUAAGAUGGGUUGUUGUUUGCUUUGGGUUCUGCUGUUGUUAUUAUUAAGAAAUACACUUUCUCUGGGACAAGUGCUUUUUUUCAGUUGAAAAGGCAUACUCACUUUAUAGGCUGUAUUCAUAAUUGCUCUGUUUGUCACUGUAUAACCUCAUUCUCAGAGACUCCUUUAAGCUAAUCAGCUGGCUCUGGGGGGACCUCAUUAGCAAAUGAAGAGGAAAAAAAAGACUGCAAAGUUCAGAUGAAUCGAUAUACUACUUCUUCUUCCUCCUUUCCCUCUAAAAAUGUUUCCUCUUUCUCUUCUCUACUUGUGCCCUCCCUGCUCCUCCCUUCUCUUUUUCUUUUCUCCAGUCACUCCCUCUCUGGUCGUCGACAUUCCUUGGUCCUUCCUUUCACUCAGCUUCCCUCCACCAUGCCCAAAGCAUUCCUGCUGCUGGCUGGUGCCCUGGUGCUACCUGGGCUUGUGCAAGGAGCCAUGCUGAGAAAUGAAGAAAAAUGGAAGCCCCUCAACAUUCCUAGAAACCGAGAUCUGUUUUUUAGGACUCUUCAGGCAUAUUUUAAAGGAAGAGGUCUUGAUCUUGGGAGGUUUUCAGAUACUUUCUCCAUGAAUGAGAAUCCCAGGCCUCUCUCCUUGCAGUCAGAACUUAUUGCUUCUGCAUUUGCAGAUUAUGAAGACCAGAAAAACUCCCUCUCCAAUUACCUCAAAGGCUGACUGUUUCCUCUGAGUGCAGAAGUCUGGUGGUUUUAAAACUACAGAUGAAGCUUCUCACUAGAAAAAUUCAGUCUUGAUCAUGGCUAAGUUUUUGUGUGUGUUUUUCCCCCCCCACUUUUAUCAGUCUGUAAUGAUUUUAUUCUGUAUUUCCAGAUUUACAUGUAAAUAGUUUGAGCUUUGGGACAUAUGUGACUUAUGUGCAUGGUUUUUUUCCUACUCAAUAAUCAUAGAUGUCAAUAUAGCACUGCAUAUAUUUGCAAGGAUUACAAAAACACCAUAAAGUCAAAGGAAAUUAUGAUCUUAUAAAUUAGUUUCAUUUCAGCUGUGUUCUAUGUUUCUUUUUUAUCAUUGGUGUUUUUAUUUGAAAGGGACAUUGAUCAUCUUUACUUUAGUUCAUUAUCUGUAACAGAAAUUUGGGUUUAAAAUGUAUCUUUUUCCUAAACAGAAUAUAGAUUCCCAUUGUCAGCAUAUGCUAUUAAAAGACCCCAUAGUCUUAGUUUCAUAUCAAGAGAGAGUAAGUAGUGAAUAUCCACAAAUAAGUUGAAAUGGAAGACAAAGAAACAUGGGAUUUUAGGAGUUACUUGGGCCUCUGGGAGAUGUUCUCUGCCAUGAUGUUCAGAGGUGGACAUUGUGCUACAGCAGAUAUCUUGGUUUAGUCGCUAAGUCAUGUCCGA
This is a messenger RNA of Odocoileus virginianus texanus, 1986 nucleotides long. It is a transcript of the gene C30H2orf66, whose product is annotated as chromosome 30 C2orf66 homolog. The record is from RefSeq and is a predicted model, not a curated record. Lineage: Eukaryota; Metazoa; Chordata; Mammalia; Artiodactyla; Cervidae.